AUGUGAUGUCCGCACACGGCUGCCGUAGUUCAUGUGCUCUCGUUUGAAUCGAAGUGGCGAGAAGCCUAUAACUUAAGUUGCUAGCUAACUGUUAAAGACGUUUUAUAUUUUACAAACGUUUGAAACGUUAAUACAGCGAAUAAUUAUGAAUGUUCAACCAUCUAACCCUAACAAUCCGAUAGUGUUUUUCGACGUCACUAUUGGUGGCCAGGAAGUCGGGCGAAUGAAGGUAGAGCUGUUUGCUGAUGUUGUUCCCAAAACUGCAGAGAAUUUUCGGCAGUUCUGCACUGGAGAGUUUAAGAAGGAUGGUGUGCCCAUUGGAUUCAAAGGCUGUACGUUUCACAGGGUGAUCAAGGACUUCAUGAUCCAAGGAGGAGACUUUGUGAAUGGUGAUGGCACUGGUAUAUGCAGUAUCUACAGGGGUCCCUUUGCAGAUGAAAACUUCAAAAUGAAACACUCUGCGCCAGGACUCCUGUCAAUGGCAAACAGUGGCCCUGGAACCAAUGGCUGCCAGUUUUUCAUCACUUGCACCAAGUGUGAUUGGCUGGAUGGGAAGCACGUGGUUUUUGGGAAAGUGGUAGACGGUUUGCUUGUCAUGCGAAAGAUUGAGAAUGUGCCAACAGGACCCAACAACAAACCCAAGCUUCCCAUUGUGGUUGCCCAGUGUGGGGAGAUGUGACCCUGUCCCCAUAGAGACAGCUCAUGUGUGCUGCCUCCUCUGGUGAAUCUGCAGCUCUGCAGCUUGGCAUGGAGAGUGGAGGGGCAUCUUCAGCAAUUGUUCUGUUUUUCAGUCCUGUCCAAUGGUGCAAAUACUUCAGAUUAAUUUGAAACAAUAAAUAUUUCUCAUCAAAUGUGUUUGCAUUGCAAGCACUUAUUUUUUUAAUUCUUAAAAAGGAAAUGUCCAAAUUUUAGAAAUAUUGAUAGCAUAUCACUAGAAUAACAUCCAUUGUGAAAAUAUAAUUCUGGGUCUUAACUUUGUAAAGACUGUUUAAGUAUUUAUGGUUGCAGGAAUUGGUAAGAGAUGAAUCCUGUCAUUUGGUCUAAUCGGUAUGAACACUUAGAUGAUAAACACUGAAGGUGUUAAAAGGUAGAUUUACAACUGGGGGCUUGCUCUCAAAUACCCAAGGAUUUCAGUCUGCUAGUAUCUUAGUACUUUUAUUUUGUCUUUUUUUAUCUUUUAUAUCUUAUAAUAAUUUGCAAAUAUACCGUGUAUUUAUCAUUGGCCCAAAUGAUAAUGAGACAAGACAACUGAAACAUUAAAUCACAUGGAUGUAGAUUACUUUAGAUUUGGGACUGAUAUUGUAUGUACUUCAAGCCUUUCCCCAGCUGAUCGGUCAGUAACAAGGACUUGCUCAUUAGUUACCUUGCUUCACUGUUGUGUACAAACUGAUUAAAUAAAUGUUUUGAUAAAAAAA
Anguilla rostrata (American eel) is the source of this 1415-nucleotide messenger RNA. RefSeq names its product peptidylprolyl isomerase H (cyclophilin H) (gene ppih). The transcript is spliced from 9 exons. The record is from RefSeq and is a predicted model, not a curated record. Gene Ontology annotation, molecular function: peptidyl-prolyl cis-trans isomerase activity. Bases 146 to 679 code for a protein of 177 amino acids. Gene Ontology annotation, biological process: protein folding; protein peptidyl-prolyl isomerization. Lineage: Eukaryota; Metazoa; Chordata; Actinopteri; Anguilliformes; Anguillidae. Gene Ontology annotation, cellular component: intracellular membrane-bounded organelle.